Penaeus vannamei (Pacific white shrimp) is the source of this 3594-nucleotide messenger RNA. Lineage: Eukaryota; Metazoa; Arthropoda; Malacostraca; Decapoda; Penaeidae. The record is from RefSeq and is a predicted model, not a curated record.
GUACGCCGACAAGAAACUGAGGUAUUAUCGGCUGAGGAAGGAACUGCUGGAGCAAGAGGAGGAGGUGACGCGGCUGCACCAGACGAAGACGAGGCACCUGCUGUUGAAGGAGCGAAUCAAGGAAGUGCAAGAGAGGGUAUCGCUGCUGAAACUGGUCAUAGACAGUACCAAAGAGGAUAUCUCACAAGUGAAAACCCAGAGUGCUGAGCUGUCCAACACUAAUGCUAUGCGGCGGCAGCAGCUCCCUCUCUUCCAGCAGAGACUGUCGAAGAUGAGGAAAAUCCUUCACCAAUACCAAGAGAAGAUUCGUGACAAGAGAGAACAACUCGCUAUUAGUGAGGCUCAGCUGAAGGGUGUUGUUCGUGGCAAUAUAAGACAGCUAACGCGAUACAUAUUUCCAAUUACAGAAGUCCAACCAGCUAGAAGCGUGGAUACUGAUCCAGAGCACCUUGAUACGGUAUCAGCAAUUGCAGAGGCAUCACAAACUACAUAUGUAAGAGGUCGCUGGGUAUAUACCGAUACUUCCCAUGAGACACAGUAUCGCAUUGUUCACCCGAUGUUACCAGGAUCUGGAGACUACUCUGCCUAUAAUCUUUUGUCUGUGGGUGCAAGUGGAGGUGAGUGUGAGGAGAGUGAUGGAGAAGAGAGAUCUGGAGGCUACAGUAUUUGUGCUGGCCUCACUUAUCUUACACAGCUUGUCAACACACUUGCAUUUUAUCUGGAUGUUACUUUACCAAAGAAGCUCUGCUACAGUGAAUUCUGCAGAAAUGAGCUGGGUGAACAGCAGUUUGCAAGACGUGUUGCAAGACUUAAUACAAACAUAAUAUAUCUGUGUUUGUCUCAAAAUGUGCCGGCUAAAUUGCUGCGACCUACACACAGUAUGCCUAACCUGUUAGCCCUUCUUGAUACGCAGAUAGCAGAUCUUGGCAGGCAAGGAAGCUUUGAGAUUGCAGAGUCCUUGUUGGAGAGCAUGGAGGAUGGCAUGGAAGAUGACAAUGCUGAGGGUUCAGAUUCUGAGGAAGAAGAAGAUACGGACACACUCUCUGCUGAGUGGGAAACUGUACCAAACCUGCCUUUAUUGGAACCACCCUUAGUGCCAACCCACCAGACUUUCUCGACAUUUAAUUCUACAGCCGUGUACUCCCAGGCAACAAUGGGUCAUGCAGGGCCUGGUAUGGGUAUGGGUACUGGAGCUGGUGGCAUUGUUUCCUCAGCAGCUGCUUCAGUUAUCUCUCUGUUCAGAGGUUUUGGUGGUGCUCAGAACAAGUGAGCAAGGCAUUGGGCUAAAGUAGCAGUUGUAAUGAGACUUGUGGUGGAUAUUCACAAUGAGGUCAUAUGGAUAAGGUAAAUGAAUUGGGCCAAGAAGUUACUGUUACUGUGGUGUCAUGGCCUUGACAGGUUGGCAUUACCAAAUCUCUACCUCAUUCAGAUAUGUGAAUGUUAUAAGAAAACAUCACUUUUACAUGUGAUUUACAGUAAAGAAAGACAGGCUUUGUGAACAAAGAGAUGCAAGCAAUAAAGUAAUUCUGUUAAUCACAAUUUCUGAAGCCUGGAAAUGUAUCAUUAAUUUUAUACACAAGAGAUAUUCUUGGAAAUGAAAAUUGGUUGAAAUUUAUCCACACAAAAUACAAAAAGGUUACUAAUUUUGUGCUUUAGAAAACUGAGGAUUUGAAAUACCUUUAUCUAUAUUUGACUUUUUUUUCCAGAGAAAUUCUAAUACAAAAAUGAUUCUUUUACAAUUUUCAACAAUUUUCCUUAUUUUAUAUUUUUUCUUCAUGUUGAGUUGUACAGACAAAAAGCAUUCUCAUUGCUCAUAAGUGUUUUCUUGCUGCAAUGUAUUUCAUUAUAGUAGUACUUUUAACAACUUGCUUGCAUUUGGCACCAUUAUCUCAGAAUACAAGAAAGAAACCUUUUUUAAAUAUCCCUAUAGAAUUUCGUACAAUUUUACAAGAGAUAGAUCCACUUUUUCAAUGAAUUAGACAUGUAAGCCAAACUUAUUUACAUAUAUUAUCAUAAAACUUUUUAUCUUUCCCAUUAAUGUCUUUCAUUUCCAUAUCUUACAAAAAUAAAUAUCAUGCAAUAUUGUAACUGGCAAUCAGCACAAAUAGUCACUUUUUCUAUUAAAGAAUGGCAUGUACUAACCAGAAAACAGGGCAUAUACAUCACAUAAAGUCUUGAGACAUGCAUUUGCAUUUAAACAUGAAGUAUGUCAUGUCCAGUUGCUAUGCAGUUCCAUUUUUAACAGCUUAUUACAUUCAACCAGAAGCUUACCAUUAUAAUUGCACCUUUACAUAAUUUGAAUGUGUAUAGUAUUGUACAUUAAUAAUGUAAUGUGAUAAAGAGGACAAUGAAAACACAACAUAGAGCUCAGACAUUGGGAUUAGUUAGCAUUCUUGCAGAGAGGUUAUCUGUCCAUUUUGAAUAAUUGUACAGUUCAUAAUAUCACCAAUGAAAUAUCCUAAAUUGUACAAAUAAUGGGAAAUUUAAGGAUUGGUGAGUACGAGAUAUUAUCUGCAAUGAUUGGUAGUCUCCAAAGGGGACAGUAUAUUUCAUUUUAAAUUGAAGGUGCAUCCUACACACCAGUGCAUAUUUAAGCUGAAAAAUAUGGAAACUAACUUUGAGUUUUUACAAGUGCUCCUGAAUAACCUCAUUUACUUUGUUUGAAAUAUAUUUAAUCAUGUGUCAUGCAUGAAAGGCUGCAACAAUUUUAGGUUUUCUUAGUGUAUAACUUCUUUUUCUGGGGAACAUAUCACUGGAUGUGACCUAUAUAUUCUGUUUAUCUAUAAACUUUAGUAAAUAUUUAAAUAGGGCAAAUUGUAAUUUUAUUAUGUAUUGAAUGAUUAUUAAAUAAUUUACAAUAAUUUCAAGUAGGCACAAAAUAAUCUUUUGAGGUAUAGUUUUCCUUGAUAAUGAGGAAAUUAUCAUGUUAUGUACACUUCUCUAUACUAAAGAAAUUAACCAUAAUUAAUGUAUCUAAAGCAUCAGAUGCCUUUGUUGAAUAGGUUCUUUUCAUAUUGUAACAUAGUUAUUAAGUAAUUUUGAAGGAAACUCGACACCUCUCAUACAGUCCUGCACAGUAUGGACAAUCUGCCAGCAUGGAUGUUUUAAUGACAUCAUCAAACUCUUAGCAUAACAUGCUAGUCACAUAGUACAGUUGGACAACUUAUCAGUUCCCAAGUUAUUUAGAUUAAUAGUUUUAAAAAUGCGUAAAUGAAAGUAUCCCCCUAUCAAGAACAAUUGAUUCCAACAACACUUCCAUGCUAUUCCUAUUAGUAUGUCUGCUCCUGUCUGUGUGAAACUUUUUAUAAUGUGCUACUGCUAGCAUAUUUACUCAUUUGAUAUCCUCAUUAUAAAUUAACCUUAAAAUUCCUAGUGACAUCAGUCUUCACUAAAUUAAAAUGUGGCCUAGACAAAACUUUGCAGACUGUAGUUUUGGCCUCCUCCUAUCCAGUGGAGAUCUGACAAAAGAAAGCAUCAGGGAGGCCAUAGUGACCAUUUGCCCCUCCCAUACAUUUACUUAGAUCAUUUUAUCCCCUCUUUUCUAUAUAAUAAUUGUUUUUUCGUCUUAAAGCCUUCUGUAAUCUCAGUACAAGA